Molecule: messenger RNA, 1065 nt
Organism: Seriola aureovittata
Lineage: Eukaryota; Metazoa; Chordata; Actinopteri; Carangiformes; Carangidae
Product: dual specificity protein phosphatase 19-like
Exons: 5
Coding region: 190-801 (203 amino acids)
Biological process (GO): protein dephosphorylation; regulation of MAP kinase activity
Cellular component (GO): cytoplasm
Molecular function (GO): JUN kinase phosphatase activity
Source: RefSeq, a predicted model, not a curated record
CUCAGCUGUUGGGUCAAUGUUGAAGCUUUUAUUGUCGCUGCGGUGGUUGUCACUGUUUCUCAUACAGUUUAAUCCUGAAAUAAAAACGCACGCAGGAGUUACGUACGAUUGUAUGCUGUGUAGACUGAAAGCUCCGACGGAUUUUGCUUGAAUUCAAAUCAUUUAGACCAGGUUGUUUCAGCUGCUGUGAUGCAUUCGCUGGCUCAGGAGAUCCACGGAUUCUCCAGAAACCGUCUGAAGAAGCAGUGCACGCAUGUUACCACGGUGACAGGCAGGAAGCUGCUGGAGAGGAGGAGUGACGGAGGAGAGGGAGCGGUGGAGCAGGUGGAAGAGCUGGAGGAGGGAAGUGGAUGUGGAUUUGUAGAAGAUAAAAGUCUGGACCUUCAAGUUGGUGUCGUUAGACCCUUUCUGCUGCUGGCUUCUCAGGAUGCAGCCCACGACAUUGACACCCUGCAGAGACAUAAGGUGUCUCAUGUGUUAAAUGUGGCCUAUGGAGUCAAUAACCUGUUCCCAGAUCAGCUGGCGUAUAAGACGCUCCAGAUCCUGGACCUCCCGGACACCGACAUCACUUCAUAUCUUGGGGAAUGCAGCUCCUUCAUUGAUCAGGCUCGAGAACAGGGUGGUGUGGUGCUGGUCCACUGUAACGCUGGCGUGUCACGCUCUUCCUCCAUUGCCAUUGGCUACCUGAUGCUGAGGGAGGCGCUAUCGUUUGAUGACGCAUACAGCCAGGUGAAGUCGGUGAGGCCCUCAAUUCGCCCCAACCCCGGCUUCUACCAGCAACUACAGAACUACAAACCAUAAAGGACUACAAAUCCAAUUUUCAGAUUAAAAGCACAGUCGUAAAGGACUGUAACACCCAGCUCUUAGUGUCCUGCCAAACACUGGAGAGCCUUAGGCCUUAAAUUCUUUUUGAUGGUUUGAGAUUGUGAUAUUGAUGUUGUUGAAAUCGAGAAGAGCAUUGAAGGAUUUCUUUCUUAUUUUUUAUGUGAAAUCAUUUUUCUGUAUCAUUGCAAUUUGCUUUAUUUAUUGCCAAUAAAGACUUUACAUUGUCUUAUGCCAAAUUCC